CUAAUACAGAACUGGUUCCCUUAAAGAACCAUUGCAGUUUGUCGGUACAAAAAAACAAAUAAAUAAAAUAAAUAAAAAAUUCGUUCAUAAUGCGAGAUAGGGAAAGAGAACGUGAUAGGGAUCGUGAUAGACAUCGGGAUAAAGAUAGAGACCGCGAUAGAGAACGAGAUCGAAGACAUCAUCGCUCCAAAUCUCCUUCCCAAUCAAUAUCAAGGAGUUCCAAAUCCAAGAAGAAGAAAUCCAAGAAAUCUAAAAAAUACUACAAGCGAAGCCGCAGCAGUAGCCAUUCAUCGAGAAGUAGCAGUUCUCGUAGUCGGAGUAGUUCCCGUAGUCGGCAUAGCAAAAGAAGCAGGAGUCGCGACUACAGCCAAAAGUCGCGUUCAGCAUCGCAAAGGACAACAAGGCCACCCAGUUCUGAGAGCAAUUCCCGUUCAGGGGCCUCCAUAUCCACAUCCACGACGACAACAAAUGUGAAAGCCAUUGAUCUCUUUGAUGCCAAGGUGCAAAAAGCACUGGAAACAAUCGAAGAAGAUGCUUUUAAACCCACCACUUUCUUUAGUUCUCGAGACCGAGAGGCCGCAGAUAAGGAAAAGGUCAUCAUAGAUCUUAACAGUGAGACAGUUUUGGUUACCAAGCCGGCUAGUGGAGGUCCUGCUCGCGAUGAAGAUGUAUUAUUUCAUCCUAAUUUUUUGGGAAAUCCUGAUCUCAAGGCAGAGAAAUGGCUACGAAAGCUCUACAAUUACAGGCAAAAGUAUAUGGAAGAAUAGACGUUUUCCGAUUUUUCGUAAUAUAUUUUAAACAAUAAAAACAAAAUCUUAAAUCUAGAA
Drosophila willistoni is the source of this 827-nucleotide messenger RNA. RefSeq names its product serine/threonine-protein kinase fray2. Lineage: Eukaryota; Metazoa; Arthropoda; Insecta; Diptera; Drosophilidae. The record is from RefSeq and is a predicted model, not a curated record. The coding region runs from base 90 to 767 and encodes 225 amino acids. The transcript is spliced from 2 exons.